This is a messenger RNA of Biomphalaria glabrata, 3170 nucleotides long. Its product is annotated as tRNA (guanine(37)-N1)-methyltransferase-like. Gene Ontology annotation, cellular component: mitochondrial matrix; cytoplasm. The record is from RefSeq and is a predicted model, not a curated record. The coding region runs from base 217 to 1758 and encodes 513 amino acids. The transcript is spliced from 8 exons. Gene Ontology annotation, biological process: mitochondrial tRNA methylation; tRNA N1-guanine methylation. NCBI's taxonomy places the organism in Eukaryota, Metazoa, Mollusca, Gastropoda, Planorbidae.
CCAUGUUGUCAAUGUGGAUAAAUAAAAGCGGUCCAACACCAACACGAAAUCUGAGUAGAACCCUAAUUUUUAUCAGUCCAAUAUCUAGAUAACAUGAUAAUUAAAUAAUAGGUAAUAGUUUAGAUGAUCUAGAAUUCUAGAUUAGGAUUACAAGAAAGAUGUUAUAAAAAGUUAGUUUUACAGAUAAAAAUUAGGAUAUUGCUGAGGUGUACACUAAUGAAAUUUGAUGUAUUCAACUCUGUCUUAAGACUUUGGAGCCAUAAUGUGAAAAACUUACAUUUCUUAAUUCAACAUGAGAAUGGGAUUUUAAAAGUUGAUGACUCUUUUUACUCAAAAUUCAGAAAUCUGUUAAAUAAAAAUAAAAUGAAUACAAUUUCAAGUUCCAAUGUCACUCCUCCACCCGAAGUCCAAGGUAUGAAAACUCUGGAUAGAAAAGCAUUCUCUACUAUAGUGAAAAUUCCAGGGAUAAAAGUGCCUAAGUCAGAAAUCAGUGCAGCACAGAAAGCAUGGAAGUCUUGUCUUUUCAAAAUGAAGGGAAUAAAACCUAUUGCAGAGCUAGGGAACAAUGAUCCACACAGAGAAACACACCACUUAAUACUCUUGGACCCAGGAAAAAUUGGUUCUGAUAAAUUGGCUCAGGAGCAAAAAGAAAUCCUGCAGAAUUAUGGUUUAAAUUUAGAUAGUCCAACUCUAUAUGAAGUAGUUCUUCAUUAUGAAAAUUGGUCAGUCUCUGAUAUUAUUAAAGCAGUUCUUCCUAGUGAUGCUGAAAAUGUGACAUCCUACUCCCAAGUUGGUCAUAUUGCUCACUUAAAUCUUAGGACUGAAAGUUUGCCAUACAAAACUAUCAUAGGAGAGGUACUGAUAGAUAAAAUCAGUACCAUUAAGACAGUAGUAAAUAAGCUGAAUGCAAUAGACAAUACAUAUAGAAAUUUCCAGAUGGAGCUUUUAGCAGGAGAAGACAACUAUGUAACUAGAACGAAAGAACACCAAUGCACCUUUGAACUAGAUUUCUCCAAAGUUUAUUGGAACUCUAGACUAUCUACAGAGCAUCAAAGAGUAACAGAAUAUAUUCCACAUCAUUCAGUUGUCUAUGAUGUGUUUGCUGGAAUCGGCCCCUUUUCAGUUCCUCUGGCUAAAAGAAAACGAUGUCAUGUUUUCACAAACGACUUAAAUCCACAUUCAUUUGAAUACCUCAAUAAGAAUUUAAAGUUGAAUAAGGUGGAUUUAAGCCUUGUCAAAACAUUUAAUAUGGAUGGGCGUGACUUCAUAAAAACUGUUUUCAAAGAAGAUCUUGUAGAACGAAUUAAAGAAUAUGCUAAAUUAAACAAUGAAAAUGCUCUUUACCAAGAUGCUUGCAAAUCAUUCGUCCUUAUGAAUCUUCCUGCUAUCGCUGUUGAGUUUUUAAGUGAGUUCAAAUCUUUGCUUCAUGAUUUGCCAGAUAGUUUGAGAAGCACUAAUCUGCUUGAGCAGACAUUGCCAGAAGUGUUGUGCUAUGCUUUUACCCCCAAAACUGAUGCAGAGGCAGAGCUGAAGCCCAGAGUAGAAACAUACCUUAAGCAUUCUCUUCCUGCUAACUACAAGUGUCGGGUUGUCAGAAAUGUAGCACCUAACAAAGAAAUGGUGUGCCUCUCAUUCCAACUGUGGCCUAGUCUUGUACUUGAAACAAAGGAUGAAGUAAACAUGGCUCAAGAUAUAAACACAGCCAAUAUUGAAAGUCAAAAUUGUGAACCAGAAGCAAAAAGAAUUAAGUGUAGUUGACAUUAAGUUUUUCUUCUCUGCCACGUAUGCAAGGUGAAUGGUCAGAAAGUGUUUGAACAAAACUGACAUUUGAAACUGCACCAUAAGAAAAAAAAAUAUUUUAAAGAUUUUAUUGUUUUAGUGUUAUUAUGUUUGUUCUACAGUUAACUGGAAUAGAUUAUUUUUUUCUCUUAGUAAUCACUAUAGAGACAUAAUUUUCCAAGUAUAUCUGAAUGUUUUAUUAAGUCAUUUAGAUAAAUUGAUACAUUAUACUUUUAAUAAAUAAGCAUUACACUUAGAAUAUUGUUCUUAUUCUAACAAAACAAUCAGUUACCAGUCAAAGCAAUAGACCAUUGUGCCAGAUUUUGUUGUAGUCGUCAUAUUUCGUAUACAGGUACACUAAAUACAUUUCAUUUAAUGUUCAGAGUGUUAUUUUAUCAAAUAACAGUGAAUGGAAUCUUCUUUCAAUAAAUUGAGAUCAAUGACUUGGUAAAGCUUAAUACUCUAACAUGCAUGACUAGGUUAACACAUGGAAUACAUUACAACUAAAACAAAUUAAUUACACUUAUCUUAUUCAUUGCAAACCAGUAACACAGACUAAAAACGCAAAAUACCUAUGUGUUAUAAUAAAUGAAAAACUGUCAUGGAAUCCACAUAUUGAUGAAACUACAAAAAAAUCAAACAAAGCAUUAGGAUUUAUUAAAAGAAAUUUCUAUAAAUCAAAUAAGAACAUAAAACUAAAAUGUUAUUUAACCUUGGUUAGGCCAAUAAUAGAAUAUGCAUCCUUCGUUUGGGACCCCUCAACUCAAGAAAACAUUAAGAAACUGGAACAGACACAAAAUAGAGCAGUGAGAUUCAUAACAAACGAAUAUUCACAUUUGACUAGAGUAACACCUUUAGUAAAAUCACUAAAUUUAGAAAGUCUUCAGGACAGAAGGCUCAAAAGUAAAGUAGCAAUCAUACAUAAAACACUGAACCAUAAUCAUCAAAUACAAAAACAAAAUUUAAUAAAAUACUCUGAAAGGCACAUUCCUCAUCCCAUAUGCUAGGACAAAUUUGUACAAAUACUCCUUCUUCCCUAGUGCUAUUAGAGCAUGUGAGCUAGCCAGGAAAACCAGUGACUUGGCAGAAUUUAAGUCAUUGGUUAAUAUGCAUGACUAAAUGCAUGACACGUAGGACGUAAUCAUUUUCUUUUUUGAAGUAACGUCUGUAUUGUAUAAGAUAAGAUGUAACUGUGAUGGUGAAUAUUUUUGACUGACUUAUUGUAAUGUUCUGAUAAACUCAGUUGUCUAUGUUGUUGUCAUAUUGAAUAAAUGAGUUAUUGAAAGAUGUGAAGGUUAGUCAUUUGACUGUAGAAUGGGGACUUGAAAGUUUGUUAGGACUAUGUAAAUGACAAUUUGAAGAAUAAAGUUUGCAGCUACACAGACAUGAAA